Neofelis nebulosa (Clouded leopard) is the source of this 1503-nucleotide messenger RNA. RefSeq names its product chromosome 10 C11orf58 homolog (gene C10H11orf58). The transcript is spliced from 5 exons. Lineage: Eukaryota; Metazoa; Chordata; Mammalia; Carnivora; Felidae. Bases 145 to 693 code for a protein of 182 amino acids. The record is from RefSeq and is a predicted model, not a curated record.
GACGACUGUGGCGGAGAAGGCCUGGAGGGGCUCUGCGUUCUGGAGUGGCGCUGCUUGGGCCCGUGGCAGGUUGCGGGCUGCUGGUGCUGGGGCUGAAGAGAACGGCGAGUGGGUUCGGCGUUGCCCGUCGGGGUCUCCGCAACGAUGAGUGCUGCCAGGGAGUCCCAUCCGCACGGGGUGAAGCGUUCAGCCUCCCCAGACGACGAUCUUGGAUCUAGCAAUUGGGAAGCAGCAGACUUAGGUAAUGAGGAAAGAAAACAAAAGUUCUUGAGACUUAUGGGCGCAGGAAAGAAAGAACAUACUGGACGUCUUGUUAUAGGCGAUCACAAAUCAACAUCUCACUUCCGAACAGGGGAAGAAGACAAGAAAAUUAAUGAAGAACUGGAGUCUCAAUAUCAGCAAAGUAUGGACAGUAAAUUAUCAGGAAGAUAUCGACGACAUUGUGGACUUGGCUUCAGUGAGGUAGAAGAUCAUGAUGGAGAAGGUGAUGUGGCUGGAGAUGAUGAUGAUGAUGAUGAUUCACCUGAUCCUGAAAGUCCAGAUGACUCUGAAAGUGAUUCAGAGUCAGAGAAAGAAGAAUCUGCUGAAGAACUCCAAGCUACUGAGCACCCUGAUGAAGUGGAGGAUCCCAAAAACAAAAAAGAUGCAAAAAGCAACUAUAAAAUGAUGUUUGUUAAAUCCAGUGGUUCAUAACUCCCAAACACUUAGUCUUUGUAUUAAAAGUAAGCCUUAUUGUUAUAAUGCACAGUGGAGGACUGCUUAUAGAGCACAGACCUUUGUAUUAUAAUUUUUAAAAAGGCCCUUUUAAAUAAUUACAAAGAGUGUUUGCUUUCAAAUGCCAUGGAUUACACUUUUAUGGGCAUGACUAUUAACCAUUUUUGUAAAGAGUAAGAGUUGUAUAAAAUAAGAAAUAAAUACAAUACUCAAUUUCUUUUCAUAUUAGCAUCAUCAAACCUCUAAUCUCACCUUUUUACCCCUUCAGAUAGUUACGGGGGAGACACUUUUGUGGUAGCUGUUUCAUCUUUUUUGUUCCUUCAUAUUUUUCUCUUAUAAGAAGUUUAUCUGAUACUGUAAUGUGUUCAUGAAAAAUGUUCAGUUAUCAUACUUUGUUAUAGUAGAACUAUUCAUCAUGGAUAUUUCUGCUGCCAAUAACAGUCUAAAUUGUUUGCAAAAGAUUAGGUACUUAGUUUACUCUUCCUGAUUCAGCUCUACUCUCUUGGACCAAAGCAACAUGAGAGCAAAUACUUUCACACUGGUUAAGAUGGAGUUGCAACUAUCAUACAUUUUGGAAUGCUAUGAUCCCAAGCAGUCUUUAUAUAAUUUGAAUUACAUUGUAUGUUAGAUUUUUGAUAAAUUUGGCCAAUUUUUACAGAAGAAAUUAUUUCUCUGAUUAUUUGGUCCUGUUUAGGAAUAUGUAAAACUGGAUUUUUUUUUUUUAUGGUAAUAUGUGACCAAAGUUAAUUUUCUUCCUAAGCCCUCAAUAAAGAAAAGCAGUUUCCCAUA